Messenger RNA from Vicia villosa (hairy vetch), 558 nucleotides. RefSeq lists its product as uncharacterized. The coding region runs from base 1 to 558 and encodes 185 amino acids. The transcript has a single exon. NCBI's taxonomy places the organism in Eukaryota, Viridiplantae, Streptophyta, Magnoliopsida, Fabales, Fabaceae. The record is from RefSeq and is a predicted model, not a curated record.
AUGGUAGCAUUCGAUAUAAUCACACACCUGAAGAUGCUUUAUCAAGAGCAAGUGAGGCAUGAGAGGUUUGAGGUUUCAAAGGCCCCCUUUCAAGGGAAGCUAGCUGAGGGAGCUCCUAUAGGUUCCCAUGUACUCAAGAUGAUUGGGUAUAUAGAGAACCUUGAAAGGUUGGGUUUUCCCCUCAGAAAGGAGCUUUCCACUUAUUUGAUCCUACAAUCAUUGUCGAAGAGAUUCAGUAAAUUUGUUCUUAAUUUCAAUAUGAAUGAUAUGGAAAAAAGUCUUCCUGAACUGCUAGGCAUGCUAAGAACUGUUGAGCAGAAUCUGAAGUUAAAAGGGAAGUCUAUUAUGAUAGUCAGUAAUGGAAAGAAGCAGAACAAAAGGCCCACCAAGCAGAGUGGUAAAGGUAAAGGCAAGGAAGUUGGAAAACCCAACUCUACUACUCAUGUUUUGAAAUCUAGUGGAGGUAUAACAAAGACAAGCACUUGCUUCUAUUGCUGUAAAACCGGACACUGGAGAGAAACUGCCCAAAGUACCUGGAAGAUAAGAAGAAUGAAGUAG